AGAAAAAUAGCUAUUUUUUUACAUAAAUCGAAGAGUGGUAUAUGCAAUGAGGUCAAUUGGUUGUGGGCAACUCCCAAUGUCUCGGUUCUCUGUUCUACCAUGAACAUCCCACCACUAGUUGGCUCAAAGCCAUUUAGGGAGCACACGAAAGUGAUACAAUGGGCUGCAACUGAUGUUGCUGAACAAACAAUAAAGGAUGCAGCACAGAAAUCUACAACUCCAAGACUGAGGACGGUGAAGACAUUGUGGAAACUGCUGUUUCAUGCGAUGGAACAUGGCAAAGAAGGGGAUUUGCCUCGUCGUACGGAUGUGAAACCGUCAUUUCCAUGGAAAAUGGAAAAAUUUUGGACGUAG
Molecule: messenger RNA, 354 nt
Organism: Paramuricea clavata
Lineage: Eukaryota; Metazoa; Cnidaria; Anthozoa; Malacalcyonacea; Plexauridae
Source: the annotation of a GenBank genome assembly